Galeopterus variegatus (Sunda flying lemur) is the source of this 1703-nucleotide messenger RNA. RefSeq names its product zinc finger protein 345-like. The record is from RefSeq and is a predicted model, not a curated record. Gene Ontology annotation, molecular function: DNA-binding transcription factor activity, RNA polymerase II-specific; RNA polymerase II cis-regulatory region sequence-specific DNA binding. NCBI's taxonomy places the organism in Eukaryota, Metazoa, Chordata, Mammalia, Dermoptera, Cynocephalidae. The transcript has 2 exons. The annotation marks the transcript as partial. Gene Ontology annotation, biological process: regulation of DNA-templated transcription.
AGUCCUCACACAGGGAAAAACCCCUGUGAAUGGGGUGAAUGUGGAAAAACAUUUCGGCAGAUGUCAGCCCUCAUAAAGCAUCAGAGAAUUCACACAGGUGAGAAACCAUAUGAAUGUAAUGAAUGUAGGAAAUCUUUCUUUUACAAGUCAUCUCUUGCUAUGCAUCAGAGAAUUCACAGAGGUGAAAGACCCUAUGAGUGUAAUGAAUGUGGAAAAUCCUUUCAGCAAAAGUCACUCCUCACCAUCCAUGAGAGAAAACACACAGGUGAGAAACCAUAUGAAUGUAGUGAAUGUGGAAAAGCUUAUAGUGAAAAAUCAUACCUCAAUAGGCAUCAGAGAAUUCACACAGGUGAGAAGCCAUAUGAAUGUAAAGAAUGUGGGAAGAGAUUCUACAGUAAAUCACACCUCAGUGUACACCAGAGAAUUCAUACAGGUGUGAAGCCCUAUCAAUGUAAGGAAUGUGGAAAAAAUUUCUACAGUAAAUCACAUCUGAAUGAACAUCAGAGAAUUCACACAGGUGAGAAAUCAUAUGAAUGUAAUGAAUGCAGUAAAGCGUUCUACAGAAAAUCACACCUUAGUGCACACCAGAGAAUUCAUACAGGUGAGAAACCCUAUGAAUGUAAAGAAUGUAGGAAAGCUUUCUACAACAAGUCACAACUUAAUGCACACCAGAGAAUUCAUAUAGGUGAGAAAUCGUAUGAAUAUCAACAAUGUAGGAAAAGCUUCAACCAUAAAGCUGCUCUGACUCUGCAUCAGAGAUGUCACACUGGUGAGAAACCAUAUGAAUGUAAAGAAUAUGCUAUAAGUUUCUAUAAUAAAUCAAAAUUAAGUGGAUGUCAGAUUAUUCACACAGGUGAGAAACCCUAUGAGUUUAAUGAGUAUAAAAAAACCUUUUACCAGAAGUCACACCUUAGCAGCCAUCAGAGCACUGACACUAGUGAAAAACUAUAUCAAUGUAAAGAAUGUGGGAAAGCCUUUACAAAAAUGUCACAUCUCAACAGACAUCAGAGUAUCCACACAGGUGAGAAACCAUAUGCAUGUAAAGAAUGUGGAAAAGCCUUCAGUGAAAAGUCAUACCUCAACAGGCAUCAGAGAAUUCACACAGGUGAGAAACCAUAUGCAUGUAAAGAAUGUGGAAAAGCCUUCAGUGAAAAGUCAUGCCUCAACAGGCAUCAGAGAAUUCACACAGGUCAGAAAUGCUAUGAGUGUAAAGAAUGUGGAAAAACUUUUAACUGAAAGUUACAUGUCAGCAGGCAUCAGAACUCAUGCAAAUGAGAAACCAUAUGGGUGUAAAUCAUGUAAUAAACUUUCCCACUGUAAGUCAUACCUCACUGAACAUCAGAAUUCACAGAGGUGAGAAAUCAUAUGAAUGCAAUGACUUUGAGAAAAUAUAUAUCAAAAAUUAGCCGUAACUAUACAUGAAAGAAAUCACACAAAGGGAAGAACCAAUAAAUGUUAAUGUGUGGGAAAAACCUUGUGUCAAUACUCACACCUGAAGAUGCAUCAGAGAAUUCACACAUAAUAUAAUCCCUGUAAAUGUCAAGGUGUCCCUUGUUAUUCACAAGGAAUUGAUUUCAGGACCUCCCAUGAAUACCAUCUUCCUCUCAUUCCUCUUUCCUUAUCAAACUACUGUAACCACCUAUUUGUUUCUCCCUCUUAAAAUAAUUUAAUCCAUACACAAGCCUGUCACUGCUUCACAAACA